AUGGCAAUAUGUUUUAUGGUGUUAAUAGCUGCCAGUAAAUGCGAUGGAAAUUCUAAUUCUUCAAAGUUUCUUGCACCACAACAACUAGAAGCUGAAGAUACCGGACCAGCUUGUGUGCUUGUGUUAACGUACAUGCGCAGUGGAUCAACUAUGAUUGGAGACAUAUUACAACACCAUGAAGGCAGUGCUUAUAUGUUUGAACCUUUAAGAUACAUUGAAGAAGAUAUCAUGCAGGGAAACAACGUAACUUUUCUUAAUUCAACACAAAGAUUAUUCAACAAGAAAGACACCACUUCGAUAUUAGCGGAGAUGUUGUAUCGAUGGUACAAGUGCGAUGUAGAGAAGAUCAACAUAAAAGAUCUCACAAGCAUGAUGCUGGCCCACUCUAAUGUCUUCGCAGAUUUCUACAACUGCUUUAAAAGGGCAAAAUUUAACGAAACUAAAUACCGCAUCAAAAGUUGUUUAAAACGUUUUACAAAACCUUGCAAUUCUAGUAAAGUUUGGAUCAUAAAGACCAUUCGCUUAGAAAUGGCUUCUGUGCAAUUGUUACUUAAAUGGCUUCCAAGGCUGAAAGUCAUACAUUUACUACGGGAUCCAAGAGCAAGAAUAUCCUCGCAACUGAGACUGCGAUUAAAUGACAGUUUGUUACACGCUGCUUCAGAAUGUAAUCGAAUGUUGUCUGAUAUCAAAUUAGCAGAACAACUUUAUCAACAAUACCCACAAAGUAUCAGAAUCCUACAAUAUGAGCGUUUCACAAAUGACUCCAUAGAAAAAACAAAAAGCAUGUAUCAGUUUUUAAAUUUCAAUUUUACGACACAGAUACAUGACUACGUGAAGGCAGUUACGUUACAAAGGAAUUUGAGUAGAAAUUGCGACUGGUGCGUUAAAAGGACGAACUCAAAGCUAGCGUCUUCUAAAUGGAGGUUAACUAUGAAAUACCAGCAUGUCCAACUAAUAGACAGGCAGUGCGUGAGCCUGUAUAAAAGAGUAGGAAUCUUGGAGAUAAAAGAUUCGCAAAAUCUCAAAAACCUGAAUGAAAAGUUUGAGAAAGGCAGACAGGCUGAUAUAGAAAAGUCUGCCGUGUCUCCGAUAUCAGUUCUGGUGGGUAAAUACGAUGGACGUGGUCGUUAA
Molecule: messenger RNA, 1131 nt
Organism: Ylistrum balloti
Lineage: Eukaryota; Metazoa; Mollusca; Bivalvia; Pectinida; Pectinidae
Product: carbohydrate sulfotransferase 1-like
Exons: 5
Coding region: 1-1131 (376 amino acids)
Biological process (GO): N-acetylglucosamine metabolic process; sulfur compound metabolic process
Molecular function (GO): N-acetylglucosamine 6-O-sulfotransferase activity
Source: RefSeq, a predicted model, not a curated record